Paraphaeosphaeria sporulosa is the source of this 3162-nucleotide messenger RNA. RefSeq lists its product as uncharacterized. The coding region runs from base 109 to 2874 and encodes 921 amino acids. The transcript has a single exon. The record is from RefSeq and is a predicted model, not a curated record. NCBI's taxonomy places the organism in Eukaryota, Fungi, Ascomycota, Dothideomycetes, Pleosporales, Didymosphaeriaceae.
GCCGACGAGCUUCUUCUGCCGGGCGAGCAUCUUAAAGGUGCCCAGAGUAUCCUUCGAUACAUUAAUCAUGUCCCUUCUGUAGUACCUGAGCAGGACACGAGUCUUGCGAUGUCCAUACCUCUCGAGAGUAUUAAAGAGCUUGCCAACUGCCAGACGUCAAUCAAGGCCGGCAGCACGAGCGAUGCCGAAGCAGCCAGCGUCAGCACCAUCUUCCUGAAGCCAAGCCUCUUUACUGAGCUCUUCGGAAACAACACCAACACGAAUGUAGAACAGAAGCGCCCAGACUUGUCACGUUACGGCUACCUCUCCCACAUCCGCCGCGUCGACAAAGAAGCUUUUUACAGCAUCGUUCUCUCCCAUCGUGUUGGGCCAUUCAGUGAGACUGGCCCAGUGCCUGUCAUCGUACAUCUUGUCUCGCUAGAGGGGAUCGAAGAUUUGACGCUUCCACUUGCAGCGGAGACACAGUAUGUUGCCAUUGCCUCGUUGCACAGCUGGUCCUACACCUGUAUGCCACCCCAGUCGUUCGACGUUGAAAGCGCCCUGCGCCAUCUCGGUGAAACCAGUACCUGGCUGCGUGCUACUGCCUCGGCUCCAGUGUCGGAUCCAGAUAACCAGCACGUCAUUGACCGCAUGAGUGAUGGGUACACCCUCACAAAAUAUCGCGUUCAGACGGGCGAGACAACGGCGGCCAAAUUCCGCGGCGCAUUGACACCCAAGUACAUACCCCAUCCUUCCUCAACAAUAUGGAAUAUGCUCUCAGACUCUGGCAUGGAUCUUCAAAUUCUGGAUGAAAAGCUCGGACUGGUGGAUAUCACCUACUAUUCCGCUUGGCAGUUAGGCAAAAAGAUGGCGAUUGCCGACCGAGCGUUCAGCACCGCUCUGACGAAGCUACGCGCAACAAUCCAUGUCUUAGCUAUGGCGCAGGCCAAAGUGAACAUUAAUCGAGAAGGUGUAGCCGCUUCCACAUCUCGCGUGGUGGGAACGCCGGCCAAGGUGCAGGACGACGCGAUCCUGGGAAACAGGACGGGGGACCUAGUCUAUCGCUGGAUCAGCAACAAGCAGGAGCCAGUUGACCUAACUUUGGGCAACAAGGCGCUGGAGGACAAGUAUGCUCGCAACGCACAGAAGGCUGCACAGGAACUGGCCCAGAGCGCCGACGGUGACGAAGAGACGAUAUACAACGAACUUAACAAGCCCAGGAACACGGAUUGGGCGCAGGUGCUGACAUGGAUCCUGGACAAAAUGUUCCUGUCCGACAUCCCGUCCCAGUAUCUUGUCGUGGACCCGAACCACCUCCCGCUGGAGAGCCUGCGUUUCUUCCACAUCGAUGCCAACUGGAUCGACGCCUUCAUCGACGGCGCACUCAGUGUCGGCAGUCAUGUGGAGUCGCGCUUUGACAAAGUCCGCGCGUCCAUCAAGAGGCUUCUGAAUCGCUACGUUACGACGCCUCUCCCGACAGGUCAUCUGCCGCCUGUACCGAGCUUCGGCUUCCUCAUGCGCUCCGAAAUAGUCAGUCGCUUCCCGGACCUGCGUGUGACGGCUGAAUUCGAUACCCCCCGCAUCGAUCCGACCCUGCCUUCAACCCUCCGGCAGGUGGUCUUGUCAGACGGCGUACUGCUCUGCCUGCUCGACGUGUCACCCUUCAGCACUGGGUCGAGCCACCUAACGGGGCUGAAGUUCACUCAGCCGCCGCACCAGCAGUCGUUCGCCAUCGGCCAACGCCUAACCUUGAACGAGCUAAGCACGUCAUAUGGAAGGAUCUAUACGACCUAUGACGACGCAAACAGAGGCCAGCCGCUCUGCGAACCGAAUCUAGAAGUUCUCAGGCGAAACGCCUCGACCGACGCCACGGACCCGCCCGUAUUCAGAUGGGGCCCAAACAACAGUGCGCGGACGGUACAGUUCCCCGCCUGGUCAGACCGUCUACUGGAGCUGCUGCAAGACAGCAUGCCCAAGGACGAAGGGAUCACGUGUGCGGGAACAACCGUGAACUCAGCUAUCGUUGGCAUCCAACUGACUAUGCCCAUCAACGAGUCCCACAUCCUCACAAAUCCAAGUCUACAACCUGUGCAACUUCCUGGUUCCAGCGAGCCGCGGACCUUCUGGGUGCCUGACAUACCAGAUUGGACCGAUGAGCCCGAAAAGACCGACGAUAACGGGGGCGAAGAGGUGCCUCUGCUCCCUAUCGUAGCUCCGCUUGAUCCCCCCGACUCUCAAAGCCGGUUGACAGAGUUGGCUCCAGCGACCGGUCCCUCGCCAGAUCAGGUGUGUGCCAUGAUGCACACGCCAGAGAUGGCCAAAUUUGUGGCCGCAUUGACGGGUACGCCAGAUCUCGGGCCCACAACCGGCCCAUCAGACAAUCCCAGCUACACCCUGCAGAUUUCCUCCAAUGGCAGCGGCGCCGUCGAGCAUGACAGGUCCGUGUGCACAGUGCCCAUGGGCGAGCGCCAGGACUUGGUCUUCUCAGUCACAUUGGCCAAUCCCGAUCUAGAAGGCGAAUUUUUCAUCGAUGAGAUCCACGUGAUAAUACCCAUGGGUGCACCUAGCGGUGAGGGCAAACAUGCGUGUUUGAUGCAGCAGUAUGAUGGGCCGGGCCCGUCGAUGCUCAGCAACCUGCGCUUCAAUGUGCUUGCCUCAGUCGAAGAGAAUGGGGCGAACAUGCUAUUUCGGCUGGUUCCUCGCACUUCGGGAACCGGGGGGGUGCACUUUAAGCUUGCGAGCGAGAUCAGCUUUUUGCUGCACCGGGCCGACAUCAAUACAUUCGCUGAACCCGAGAGGACGGCGCUGGUGACGCUAGUCGAGCGCUACAAGCUGAAUGAAACGGUCCGCGUGCAUGAGUUUACAAAGGUGCAUAGGGUGACUAUGAUACGCUAGAGCUGUGGGUGGAUUUAUGUAGGUCAUAUGGCAGGAGAGUUGGAUGUAUAUUCACAUUCGUCCUUGCCCGACUGUUCUCGUAUUCGGAUGAUACAUUUCUGGCAAAUAAUCCAUUGAUCCCAUCGGGCCCACUGACAAUCCUUAUUGACCAUAUCCCGGUAUUUCCGUUACAUUUUCAACAGCCUUUUUGAAUUCUUAUAAAGCUCUGGCCCCACUUGAAGGAUGGUGGAAUUUACAAAGCGGGGGUCAUUCCUACAUACUCCUCAUGUUUCAACAUCUAAAGAGGCC